This is a messenger RNA of Lathyrus sativus (Indian pea), 1392 nucleotides long. Lineage: Eukaryota; Viridiplantae; Streptophyta; Magnoliopsida; Fabales; Fabaceae. The record is from the annotation of a GenBank genome assembly.
AUGGCACCACAGAAUAGCUUCUCCAUAGAGGAUGGUGACAUAAAACGAACUGGAACAUGGCUAACUGCGAGUGCACACAUAGUGACGACUGCAAUAGGAUCAGGAGUGCUGUCAUUGGCAUGGGCUGUUGCUCAGUUGGGAUGGAUUGGAGGGACUGCUGCUCUCAUAAUCUUCUCUCUCAUCACUCUGCUCACUUCCAUUCUCAUGGCUGAUUGCUAUAGGUAUCCUGAUCCUGUUCAUGGGAAAAGAAACCCCACCUACAUGACCAUGGUCAAAACUAUUCUAGGAGGAGUUCAGUACAAGUUUUGUGGAGUGGCUCAGUACACAAAUCUUAUCGGUUGUACAAUUGGUUACACUCUCACAGCAGCCAUAAGCAUGGUGGCAAUGAAAAAAUCAGAUUGCUUUCAUAAGUUUGGCCACCAAGCAGACUGCAAUUCAUCUAAUAAUCAGUUUAUGGCCAUCUUUGGAGUUACACAGAUAUUUCUAAGCCAAAUCCCAAAUUUCCAUGACCUUUCAUGGCUCUCUAUUAUUGCUGCAAUCAUGUCUUUUGGAUAUUCUUUCAUAGGCGUUAUACUCUCCAUAGCCAAAGUUGCAGAAAAAGGACACCAUGUCAAGACAAGCCUUACGGGACUUGUUGUUGGAGUGGAAGUGACAAGGACAGAGAAGGUGUGGAAUACCUUUCAAGCAAUUGCAAACAUAGCAUUUGCAUACACUUUCAGCAAUGUCAUUGCUGAGAUAGAGGACACGUUAAAACCAAGUCCACCAGAAAAUCAAGUCAUGAAGACGGCAUCGCUUAUUGGAAUCACAAGCAGCACAAUCUUUUAUGCAUCAUGUGGUCUUCUAGGUUAUGCAGCGUUCGGGAACAAUGCACCAGGAAACUUUUUAACUGGAUUUGGCUUUUACGAACCGUUUUGGUUAAUCGACAUUGGUAAUCUGUUCGUCAUUAUUCAUCUAGUUGGAGCCUAUCAGGUAUUCGCACAACCUAUAUUUUCUGCUGUGGAAAGUUGGACUGAUACACGUUGGCCAGAAAAUAAGUUCAUGACAAAAGAAUAUAAUGUAAGAAUUCCUAUGGUUGGUACAUGGAGAAUGAACAUGUUCAGGUUGAUAUGGAGGUCAACAUAUGUGGUGUUCACAACAUUGAUUGCUAUGAUAUUUCCAUUCUUCAACAACAUUGUGGGUUUGAUAGGAGCUAUAUCGUUCUUUCCAUUGACAGUGUACUUUCCAAUAGAGAUGUAUCUGACACGAACUAAAGUGCCAAAGUAUUCUCUUAAAUGGAUUGGGAUGAGACUGAUAGUUGGAUUAUGCUUGAUUGUAGCUCUCAUGGGGAUCAUUGCAUCAAUUCAAGGAAUCAUCUUAGGGCUUAAGACCUAUAAGCCCUUUAAAUCUAACUAA